Messenger RNA from Dermacentor andersoni, 3913 nucleotides. The record is from RefSeq and is a predicted model, not a curated record. Lineage: Eukaryota; Metazoa; Arthropoda; Arachnida; Ixodida; Ixodidae.
UGGCAUGGCAACAUUGUGCUUCUCAUGGCGCCUGCCAUUCUAUCGUACGUGGAGGAAGGAAAACUGGCGCCGUAUUUGCCGACAGCGCGCGGUGUUUAGUUGCCGCGCAAUGAUAGCUUCAAACAAGCAGAGAAGUCCGAUAACCGAUUGACGCCCAUAUUUUUGUGACCUGUUCGCGAUCUGAAGGACAAAGUCAAGAGGGUUUCCACCACUGGCGUUACCAUCGAGUCAGGGAACCCUGUCGUCUUAAGACGGGAAAUCUGAUUGUCAAAGGCAAGCUGCUCUACUCUUUGAAGCUAGGACGACAAGGUGGCGUUGAGGCGGAUGCGCUGUGACACACCGCCUAGGAUGGAAGACGUCAAUGACCACGACAGCAGUGACGACGAUGCACCGGCCGACAUGGAUGACAUUGAAAUUGUGGAAGUGUACGACGAAGUCGCCAGUGACCUCAGUGAUGAGGAAGAAGAUGCUGGCCUGCCGGGUGAAGAGCCACCGCUUGAUAACGCCGCAGUCUCCUUCACUGCCCACCAGGGGUCGGCCUUUGUGUGCGCUGUGUCAGGUGACAGUCAGUACAUUGUGACGGGGGGCGAAGACGACCGUGGCUGCGUCUGGCAUCUGGACACAGGCGAAUUGGUGUUUGAGUGUGCCGGUCAUGCUGACUCGGUGACGGGUGCCGCCUUCAACCACGACUCGACACUGGUGGCCACAGCUGACAUGGGCGGUGCAGUGCGCGUCUGGUCUGUCGAGAGCCACCAGCAGCAGUGGGACUUUGAUGUUGGCACAGACCUCAACUGGAUUGAUUGGCACCACCAGGCUAAUGUUCUGCUUGCCGGAACGGUGGAUGGCACGGUCUGGAUGUGGCAGGUUCCCAGUGGCCAGUGCAAGAGCCUGGUGGGCCCAGGUGCUUCCUGUGGGGCAGGGCACUUCCUGUCAGAUGGGCGGCGGGCGGCGGUCGGCUAUGACGAUGGCUCAGUGCGUGUCUGGGACCUGAAAGGUGCGGUGGUGGUGCACACCCUGGUGGGACCCAGCCAGGCACAUCCGGGGGGCCCUGUCACGUGCCUGGACACGUCCGGUGACCUGGUGGCAUCGGCCGCUACGGAUGUGCGGCUUCUGCAUGCCAGCUCGGGGAGGCUGCUAGCUGCCCUUGCACUCACCACUGCUGCCGGUGACGAGGCUUCCACAGUGGAAGCUGUUUGUAUUGAUGGAGCACAGCGGACUCUGGCGGCUGGCUUGCUCUCUGGCCGGCUCUCGCUUUGGGACCUGGGUUCACAGGCCGAGCGCCAGAGCUGCAUCCACCCAGCAGGUGUGACGCGGGCCCUCUGGCAUGGACCGCACACAGUUGUCACAGGAUGUCUAGAUGGUGUAGUGCGCAGCUGGGACAUCCGUGCCCCGCAGGAACCAGCUCUGUGCUGGAGGGCACACCACCACGACAUUUUAGACCUAGCGCUGUCACCAGACAGGCAGUGCGUGGUGAGCGUGUCUGACGGUGGCAUCUGCACCGUGCACAAGUUUGCCUUGCCGGACUGAUUGCAUUCCCCUUGUGAUAAGCUUGGUGCGUUUUGCUUCGCAUUGAGUUUCCUGUAAAAAAAAAUGAAACUUCACUGUGCUGCCAUAUUUUUAUACAAGAUAGAUGCAGUGAAGGUUUCUUUCGGCUAACACACCGUCCUGUUUAGUUCCAUUUUGGAACUAAACUAGGCCAUGAACUGUUUUUGUAGCUUAUUAGGCUGCCUUCUCUGUGAGAGGGCUGCAAGUAUGAUAUUUAGUUUAUUGACGGACACUACAUUUGUUUGUAGAAAGUCAUAUCAGGCUAAAGAGUGCCUAUACAUUCUGAAACUUAUAAUACACUUGUGAAAAGAUCGGCGAAUAGUACUUAUAUAUGCCCGUUUAUAACGGGGUGUUUCGAAUAACUUGAACCAUUAAAAACGUUGCGGUGCAAAUUGUGAAUUCUUCUGUAAAGGCUUGAAUAGCAUUCUUUAAGCAAAAAUUAACCCAAAUCAAAUGUCACUUUCAGUAGUGUCUAUACCCUUAAAAUAAAUAAAACGUUUUUUAACAGAUGGUGACAUGACGUGGGGGGCUCAAAAGAAGAGCGGCUUCGCGUCAGUGAACAAGGUGACCUCUCACCUCCUGCGAUCUGCCUGUUGCAUUACGCUGCGAUUCCACCUUAGUGGACUCUGCGAGAAACAAAUAGUAAUGAAGCUGCAUUAAGUGGGCUGAAAUGUUUUUGUGCGUUCAUCAGUCCUUUUUGCAAUUUUCGUUUAGCGCCGCCGGAUGCUUCCUGGGCAGGACACUGAUAUCAACGACGACUCCGGCACGAUUGACAAUUGCAAGAGUCAUAGUGUGACUACGGGCCGUCGUGUAGCUAGGUCGACAAAGCCACUCGCCAUGCGAUAGGCUGCUGAAUGAAUACAUCGCACCAUUAUGCGAUUGCCACUACACCCGUGCUUGUAUAUAUAUAUUUAGUUGUGUUCAAUAUAAAUCCAAACAUGCUCCACAAGUUGAGAUGCUUGAGCACUUGCCAGAUGGCCACAUCAAGCUUGAGCCAGGGUCGGUCCCACUCAGCUGAUAUUAGCUGUAUCGUAACAGCCUACAAGUUUAUGCAUCUUCCACUGUUAGUCCUGCACUGAACAUAUGCAGUAGCACGAUAAAAACAUCAUAGCUCUUUAAAGGGGCGAUAAUGUAUGCUGGGUGUUUAUACUGCAUAUUGUGUAGGAUGUCCCACUUGUGCCAAAAUUUAAGAAUAUGCAACUGCCAUGUGGCUGGACAGAACCAUUGCUUGGAGCAAGUGAGGCUAUAUUUUUAUUUUUCCUAGUUACAUAAUUCGUUCUUAUUGAUAAAUGAACUUCUCAAAUAUAAUCAGAGCAAGAUUGUCAGUCAGAAAAUUGCAGGCCAUCGUCAAAAAUUCCUGGUCCAUCUUUCUGUUGCUCAAUAUGUGCUAGUACACAAAGUUUUUCCAAGUGUUAAAAAUGCCCACAAAACAAAAAAAAAUUCUGCGCUACCAGUCAGGCGUCACUUUUCCUGUGCUUUUGUGACCUUCUUUCAGGCUUGGAAAAAGCUUGUGUGGCACUUACAGAGCAACAGAAAGAUAAAUGGGGAAUCUUGCAUGAUGGCCUACAAUUUUCUGACUAACAGUAUUGCUCUGAUUAUAAUAUUUGAAAAGUUAAUUAAUAUUAACUAAUGCAGUUAGGCAAAAUAUAAAAAUAGUCUGACUUGCUCCAAGUGACGGCAAACAAUGUUACCUUAUUCCAGCCACGUGGCACUCCCAUAUUAUUAAACGUGGGUACAAGUUACAUGGGACACCCUCUAUAGUAAGUAUCAGAAUGGCACAUUUGUUUACAUUGGUAUGUGCAGUAAGAGCUCGUUAACACGUAGCUGGUGGGGAGCAUGGACAGUGACUGCGGAAGUAUUUUCGAGUUGGGGCUGACACAUGAGUAGCACGGGGAAGAAAACAGCAUCAUUCUUGUAUUGCUUCUUUUUAUUGAAAGAAAAAAAGGAAACACAUUGUGCUUCCUAUAUUUUAUUUGUAAAAAAAUGUACGAGAUAAUAUGCUCAUAUUAUUCAUAGAAUAUUUUGUUGCCGUGCGUCUCUUGCACUAUAGUACAUUUAGCCUACACAGCUACUGCAGCUAAUUGAUCUAUAAUACCGUAGCUUAUAUAAACACUAAUUAUGUGCAUGCUUCAUCUCGUAAUUUUAGAAGAUGUACACACACAAGAAAAACAAGAAACACCUGAAGCUGUAUUUUCAUUGAAUCGCAUUUAUUACUCUCCAGAUUGGCCCAUUUUUGUUUAUGAAAGUAUCGAAGCUGCAAGUUCUCUUUAAAAAUGCAUGCAAACAAAAAGUUAGCAAUCACUUUACCAUACGCAAGUGAGGAUGAAGCCUGCAUGCUCAUGAGACAUUAAAUUACUUGACAUUUUCA